AUGGCAAGCGAGAUCGUUGAUACAAAGGUUAGAGCGCCCCAGAAAGUGACUGGCUCCCCUGCAAAUCGUGGCUCUCCUCCAUCGACGAAGAAAAAGAAAGGAGUGCGUAGCCCUACGACAAUUGGCAUACUGCUGAGAAAGCGUAAUCUGAUGGCAAGGCUUGGGUCUCCUAGGAAUUCUGGAGUAGGAUAUGGGCAGAGAGAACUAAAAUCAUGCCAGUUAGGCCCGUCUCUAUCAGUGGACCGGAAAAAAAGCCCAAGGGGCAGCAACACACAAGACAAACAGUUGCAACCUUUUAAAUAA
Messenger RNA from Eruca vesicaria subsp. sativa (arugula), 303 nucleotides. NCBI's taxonomy places the organism in Eukaryota, Viridiplantae, Streptophyta, Magnoliopsida, Brassicales, Brassicaceae. The record is from the annotation of a GenBank genome assembly.